Molecule: messenger RNA, 915 nt
Organism: Gilbertella persicaria
Lineage: Eukaryota; Fungi; Mucoromycota; Mucoromycetes; Mucorales; Choanephoraceae
Product: fatty acid hydroxylase superfamily-domain-containing protein
Exons: 6
Coding region: 11-781 (256 amino acids)
Biological process (GO): lipid biosynthetic process
Molecular function (GO): iron ion binding; oxidoreductase activity
Source: RefSeq, a predicted model, not a curated record
CUUCUAAUCAAUGAAUACAACUAAUUUCAGUAAAUCCACAAGCUUUUUUAGCAUAAAUUCUUGCUUUCUUGACAUUUGGUCUGACGAAAUGUUGGCUAUUUGGGUUCCUAUUGCCGUAUAUUGGAUUCAAUGCAGCUUCUUCGAACUAUUGAUGCAGCUUAAAAUCCCCUUUUUGAACAAUAUCCAUGAAUUGGCUCUGAAGCAAUAUACAGCUGUCAUGUCCAGCAUUUUAGAUCAAUUUGGAUAUAAACAAGAGCAGACAUUAUCUAUGGCAUAUCAACUUGCUACAGUGAUUCAAAACUAUAUUGUUCCGUGUGCUCAGUUUUUUAUUGCUAUGUUUAUUGUAGACACACAUCAAUAUGCUCUUCAUCGUCUUGCUCAUACAAGCGCAUUCCUUUAUAAACAUAUGCACUCACAUCAUCAUCGUCUCUAUGCACCUUAUGCCUUUGGUGCCUUGUACAAUCAUCCUGUAGAAGGCUUUUUAUUAGACACAUGCGGAGCAGCUUUAGCUUUUGAAUUGACAGGCAUGUCACCUCGUCUUGGCAUGUACUUUUUUGCCUUUUCUACACUAAAAACAAUUAAUGACCAUUGUGGAUAUUCAUUUCCUUGGGAUCCUUUGACUGUCUGUUUUAGAAACAAUGUCAACUAUCAUAAUAUCCAUCAUCAAGCCUAUGGUAUCAAAACAAAUUUCUCCCAGCCUUUCUUUACUUUUUGGGAUGUUCUCUUGCACACUGAAUAUAGCCAAGUUAUCAAGGCUAAAGCAGCCAAAAUGAAAUCAUAGAAGCAAUCAUUCCAGAUUCUUCUUAAUGAUUCAUCAACCUCUCUAUGCUAUAAUUUCUUAUAUAUAUAUAUUUUACAUAUUGACUAAAUAUAAUGAUUUCUCGACACAGUUGUUCUCUCAAAUACUCUGCAUGU